Molecule: messenger RNA, 981 nt
Organism: Acanthamoeba castellanii str. Neff
Lineage: Eukaryota; Discosea; Longamoebia; Acanthamoebidae
Product: CDPalcohol phosphatidyltransferase superfamily protein
Exons: 10
Coding region: 1-981 (326 amino acids)
Biological process (GO): cardiolipin biosynthetic process
Cellular component (GO): mitochondrion; membrane
Molecular function (GO): cardiolipin synthase activity
Source: RefSeq, a predicted model, not a curated record
AUGAGGAGAUGCUGCAGUAUUGCAGCGAGUAGACCGCAGGUGCUGAGGUUGGGCACCUCGGCACGCACCCUCACAGCUUCAUCAAGCAGCCCGGGUGGAUUGCCCGCAAAGCAAUUCAGAACUGGGGCGCGCGGGGUGCACCUGCCGUGGCAGCAGUCUGGCGCGGUCCGUUCGGGAGUGAUCCGUCUGCGCUCCAGUGUGCCGCUAGGUGGAGCCUUGGCGGGGCGAGCGUGGCAGCCACCAGCGACGGUUUUGAUCCGGGUCUACUCUACACCGAAAUCUGCAGCUGAAGAUGACGACAAGGCCAGCCAGGGCAACGUCAACCCUCCUACAACCGCAACAGCAAACGUGGAGGCUACAACGUCGUCAACCAGGGUGCUCACCAUCCCAAACAUCCUCACCGUGAGCCGCAUGAUCGCGUCGCCGUUCAUCGGCUAUUGGAUCAUACAGGAGGAGUUUGCCCUGGCCAUGGGCUGGCACGUACCUAUCUCUCUGCGCCAAGCAAAGUUCCUGGCGGCGAGUGCGACUGACGCGGUGGACGGGUUCAUUGCCAAGCGCUUCAACCAGAAGUCGGUCGUUGGCUCGUUCUUGGACCCGCUGGCCGACAAGUUGCUGAUGACAAUCAUGGUGACCACCAUGGCCUACAAGGCCCUUCUCCCAUUGCCCUUGGUUGGGCUUAUCCUGCUGCGCGAUGUGUACCGAUCUCUCCCCAGGCCCGUCACCGUCUCGCGAUUCUUCAGUGUGUCCAAGGUGGAGAGCAUCGAGAUCAAGCCGACCGUGAACACUGUGCUUCAGGUGGGUCUGGUGUUCCUCGUCUUGUCGGCUAAGGGACUCGACUUCACGCUCGAUCCCAUGUUCAUGUCCGGACUCGAGUGGAGCGUGGCGGGAACAACGCUGUUCUCAGGUCUGGACUACCUCAACAGCAAUGCCAUGCAGCGCAUCAAGACCUUCCAGGACCGGCUCACCAAACGAGACCCCUGA